ACAUGAGCACAGCAAGACCACAAAAAGCAUUGCAAAGAUUGCUAAUUACACGAAACAUUUUUAUGGUGAUGGCACAAACAAAUGGCAUUUAAUGAGUUGUAAUAUUAACUUUAAAAGGAGACAAUAAAUAAUUUUCAAUGAACAGGAUCAAAAUCUAUGGGAAUAUUAUUUUCCAUAUUGAUAAUAAGUUGUAUCUAUAAUGACUCAUUGGCCACAUUUUCUUUCUUUCCUUAUUCUGACAAAAGGACAAUGCUUCCUAUGAAGAUUUUCUGAAGCAAGCAUUUUAUCCCACUGGCACAUGGAAAUAGUGACCUUAUUUAGUAACCUGAAGUUAUGCUUCUUUUAUGAGGCAUAAAACUCUGUCAGCAAAUAAACAACACUAAUGAAUGUUCACAUGAAAACUGGCACCAACAGCGAUAAAGAAAACAUCCGGUGCAUUCUGUAAAUACCCAUUUGGGGGCUAUAUAAAAGUCUCAGCAGGGAAGGAGAUUUUGGAGUCAGGCAACUGGAGUUUUGGAACUAGUCUUUGCUCUUCACUUCUAACAGGAUGACUUCUGACAGCUCCCCCACGGGCAGCUCUCCUGAAUCCUGUGCCAGGGCUUCUGAUUGUGCGUUUGCUUCUACCUGUCCCGUGGAAACCACUUGUCUCCCCAGCGCCUGUGCUGCAUCCAGAUGCCAGACCCCUAGCUUCCUAUCCAGGUCUCGCUUGCCAGCCGGCUGCUUCGUGCCACGCCACUUUGCUGGGAGUUGUAAUGUUCCGUGCUUGGUAGGGAACUGUGCUUGGUGUGAGGAUGGGGUGUUCAACAGCAAUGAGAAGGAAAUGAUGCAGUUCCUGAAUGACAGACUGGCCAACUACCUGGAGAAGGUGCGUGGCCUCGAGGAAAUGAAUGCAGAGCUGGAAGGCAGGAUCCGAGAGCAAUGUGAAGAGGAUAUCCCAUUGGUGUGCCCCGAUUACCAGUGUUACUUUGACACCAUUGAAGAUCUCCAACAAAAGAUCUUGUGCACGAAGGCAGAGAAUUCUAGACUUGCUGUACAGCUUGACAACUGCAAACUGGCCGCCGAUGACUUUAGGUCAAGGUAUGAGUCUGAACUGGCUCUUCGCCAGCUGGUGGAGACGGACAUCAGUGGCCUGCGUGGGAUCCUGGGUGAGCUGAACUUAUGCAAAGGUGAUCUGGAGGCCCAUGUGGAGUCUCUGAAGGACGAUCUCCUUUGCCUUAAGAAAAACCACGAAGAGGAAGUCAGCUUGCUUCGUGGACAGCUUGGUGACCGCCUCAGUGUGGAGCUAGACACUGCCCCCACCAUCGACCUCAACAGGGUCCUGGAUGAGAUGCGCCAUCAGUACGAGAUGGUGCUGGCCGACAACCGCAGAGAGGCAGAAGAAUGGUUCGCUGUCCAGACGGAGGAGCUGAAUCAGCAGCAACUGUCCAGUGCGGAGCAGCUGCAGGGCUGCCAGACGGAGAUCUUGGAACGGAAACGCACAGCCAACGCUCUGGAAAUUGAGCUCCAAGCACAGCAAAGCCUGACGGAAUCUCUGGAAUGCACUGUGGCAGAAACCGAGGCCCAGUACAGCUCCCAGCUGGCCCAGAUACAGUGCCUGAUCGAUAACGUGGAGAACGAGCUGGCCGAGAUCCGCUGCGAGGUAGAGCGGCAGAACCAGAAGUACGAGGUGCUGCUGGACAUGAAGGCCAGGCUGGAGGGCGAGAUCAACAUGUACUGGGGCCUCCUGGAGAGCGAGGACAGCAGGCUUUCCUGUAACCCGUGUUCUACCACAAGCACGUCAAGCAAUACUUGUGAGCCGUGCUCGGCGUAUGUAAUGUGUCGGUACAUUUCUGCUUAUCAUUUCCUCUCCUGCCUGCUUAUUGGGAAUAUUCUAGGCAUCUAUAAAGGUUUCUUGCUAACCUUCAAAUAA
Messenger RNA from Ceratotherium simum simum (southern white rhinoceros), 1909 nucleotides. It is a transcript of the gene KRT40, whose product is annotated as keratin 40. Gene Ontology annotation, molecular function: structural molecule activity. Gene Ontology annotation, biological process: intermediate filament organization; epithelial cell differentiation. Gene Ontology annotation, cellular component: cytoskeleton. The record is from RefSeq and is a predicted model, not a curated record. NCBI's taxonomy places the organism in Eukaryota, Metazoa, Chordata, Mammalia, Perissodactyla, Rhinocerotidae.